UCCCUGCCCGAAAAGCCGCUAGAAGGUGACGCAGGACGUCGUCUGCUGUUUCGGCUGGUGCAUGUUAUCAUGUUUCAGACGUGCCUGCAUUUAUGAGUUGCUCUGAAAAUUAACGAACAUACGCAAACACACGACACGAUAUAAACACGAUGCAGGAUCGAUGGCAGGGCAAGCCUCCACGUAGUAGUUAAUGACGCCGGUAGCUCUUGUGCCGUCUCUUUAUAGCUAGUUUCACAUAAACCAAAGCUGGGACUAACCCAUUUUCCUCAUUUACGAUGGCAAUGAAGAUAGACUACUUAAUUUACGCAGUUGCAGCUAUUCAUCUCUUAUGUUGCCCAUAUACAAAAGUUGAGGAGAGUUUUAAUCUUCAAGCAAUGCAUGAUAUUCUCUACCAUGGCCUUAAUCUUACACAGUACGACCAUUUGGAAUUUCCCGGAGUUGUUCCUCGGACAUUUUUAGGACCAAUGUUCGUUUGCUCCUUAUCUUCUCCAAUAUUUUUUGUACUUCAACUGCUUGGCUGCAGCAAAAUAUGGACUCAGUACCUUGUCCGUGCUGUGUUGGGUCUUUGCGUUUUGGGAUCCUUUCAUGUUUUCCGCAAAGCAGUGGAGUUCGUCUUUGGAGCUCAAGUAGCCAUUUGGUUUCUCACUAUAACUUUGACUCAGUAUCAUUUUAUGUUCUAUCUGAGCAGGCCACUACCAAACAUAUUCGCAUUACCAUUAGUGCUUUUGGCUUUGACUGGAUGGCUCCGACGGCGUUAUUCCCUCUUCAUAAUUGCAUCAGCUGCAGCCAUAAUCAUUUUUAGAGGAGAAUUGGCUCUACUGUUUGGCCUCAUUCUACUUCUUGAGCUAAUUUCUCGUCACAUAACUAUUCCCAAACUCUUUAGAGUUGCUGCUCCAGCUGGUGUCAUUUUCUUGAUGCUUACUGUUCUGAUUGACUCUGUGUACUGGGGUAGACUGCUCUGGCCAGAAGGCGAGGUCUUAUGGUUUAAUGUGAUUCAGAAUCGCAGUCAUGAGUAUGGAACUUCUCCAUUUUUGUGGUACUUUUAUUCAGCGUUGCCAAGAGGUUUAGGUGCUUCAUUUCUCCUAGUCCCGCUAGGAGCUAUCAUGGAUUUCAGAGUUAGAAGAGUUUUACUGCCAGCAGUUCUAUUUGUCCUACUAUACUCUUUGCUUCCUCACAAAGAGCUCCGCUUCAUCAUUUAUAUUUUUCCACUACUGAAUGUUGUGGCAGCAGCAGCUUGCAGUAGACUUUGGGAAGCAAGAGCACAAAGCCCAUUGCAUUCUAUCUUUGCUCUUGGGGCUGUUGGGCAUCUUUUACUGAAUAGUUUAUUUUCCGUCCUCCUCCUUUGUAUUGCUACCCAAAACUAUCCGGGAGGAUUUGCCCUGGCUCACCUUCAUCGAACAGAACAAACAGAAAACAAAGUCAAUGUUUACAUUGACAACCUAGCUGCUCAAACUGGUGUCUCUAGAUUUACACAGGAGAAUAUGUUGUGGAUGUAUAAUAAGACUGAACAUCUAAGAAAUGGAAGCCCAGAAAUGUUCACUUUUUCACAUUUGCUGCUGGAAGCCCGCAGCAAGUACUCUCCCAAUCUCAAACCUUACUCAAGGACACAUGAUAUAAUUGAUGUUGUUGAAGCUUUUUCUCAUAUCAGCUUCAACUACAAUUCUUUCUUACCUAUUCGAAUCAAAACUAAGCCAGCUCUCUUUACCCUGAGAAGGAAGAAGGCCUUUGCACAAUUGUUUGAAGCAGCCUUUGCUAAGGAAGAAAUUGAAGAGGCAGCCUUUCCUGAAGAGGACAUUGAAGAAGCACCCUUUGCUGAGGAGGGACUUGAAGGAGCAGCAUUUGAAUCUCAAUUUCCACAUGAACCUAAUACUAAAACGGAUGAGUCUUUAAAAAGUGAUGAGAUCGACAAUGUUGCUGAUAUUGAAGAAGUGGGCAAGGUAGAUGAAGAUGGUUACAUGGAGCAGUAUGCAGCUCUCAAACCUGAGGAAGAAAUUGAGAGGGAAUUGGAAAAUCAGAUUUCUUUUACUGACGAUGUUGAAGAACUCGACAAAGCGGAGCAGUAUGCAGCUAUUAAACCUGAGGAAGAAACGGAAAGGGCAUUGGAAAAUCAGAUUUUGCCUACUGACAAAAAUGACAAGACAAAGAAAAGGGCUGGUAUUUCUAAAUCAAAGCACAUAGGAAAGAAGAAGAAACGUGAAACGAAAGUUGAUGCUGAGAGUAAUAAGAAGUCACUAAAGCUGUCUGAUGAUGCAGAUGCAGGUUUUGCUUUGCUUGAGGAAGAGUCCAAGUUAUUGGAUUUGGAGGAGGAAAGAUUAUUAGAAGACAUUUACUUGAGCUCUGCUGAUCUGAGUGAACCAUUAGAUAAUAAGUCUUUGGAAGAAAAUGUUGAAACAGUCACUGUUCAAGACCAAAGCCAAUAUGAAGUCAAUGUGAAGGAGAAAAUUAAAGCAUUAAUACGUGAAGAGAAAGAAGAAGAAGAGCGUGUCAGAAAAAAAUUAAAACCUAUGAAAGGCAAGCUAGAAAUACUGCUGGCUGAGAAGAAAAAUGCUAAAAUACGACAGGGUCUGAUGAAGAGUACAGACUGCUCAGAUUGUCAAGAGGAGAAUGAGAUUAACCAAUCUCCAUCUUCCCAACCUUUGGAAGUUCAAAAAGAUGGUGGAGAAAUAUUGAGAAAUGAACUGAAGGAUGAAGAUGAACUCCUUCCACCAGUUGUUGAAACAAAUAUAGAAACUGAGGUGAAUGAUGAUGAUGGUAUUGCAAUGGAAAAAAUUGGGAAGGACAGUGAUAAAAUCAGAUUUACAGAUUUUUCCACUCAAUUGCCCAAAGAUACCAAAUCCCCAGUUGCAGGUGUCACACCUCAUGUGUCAUCAACAAGUCAGUUAUUAAUAUUAGAUAUGAAAGUAACUACGCAAAUACCUCUUACGCAAACUCUUGCACCUGUUGCCAUAAUUGAUGAAAAAACUAUCACCCCAGCUAUGAAAGAACCUGAAGUGAUUUCCCAGUCCUUACUCUCAACCCAGGAAGCUCCCGAAAUUACCACAAAGUUGCCAAAUAAUGCAGCCAGUUCUGAAAAGCAUAUUGUGUCGGAUGAGAUGCUAGGACCAACUCCUAUGCUGGUUUCUUCAGCUGUGACCAAAUCUCCCAUUCCAUCACCAGCAGCUGCUCCAGCUGCUCUUUUUCCAACUGACACACUAUCAUCCGUCAAGAGUGUUCUAUUACAAGAGAAACAAUUGGAUACCUUACUGACUGAGGAACCCAAGGAUUUUGGUACUGUUCCUCCUGAACUUGGCCUUGAGGAACAAAGUGACCAGGCAAAACCUGUCCAGUCAGCAACAUUGGAUUCGAAUCAGUACUCAGAAAUUCAUGACAAGGAAUUGGAUUUUACCAAAGAGACCUAUCAAAAUACUAUUGUGGCGGCGUCUGUUACACAUGACCAAGAAAAAGAGAAACCAACCCUAAAUGCAGGCUCUGAACAUUUUAAGGAACAAGGUGCACCGCAAGUACAGAUGGAGAUAACGGAGUGAUGGAGUCUACUCAAUUUUACUAGUUGGUAAACCAAUAGUGUCCUGGAUCUCACCAGUUUAUAAUUUUAAACACUAUAAAUUAUAAAAUUUAAAAUAAAAAAAAAAAACGUACUGAAGAGUGCCAAUGAGACAGAGAAGAUCUGGAAUCUAAGAAUGAAGGAAUGAAGAAAAACAAGUUAUUGCUGUGAUAGGUAGUUAAUAAAUAAUGAUGUUAGUUAUUAGCAAUGCUGCCGCUGAUAUGCCAAUUUUAACUUAAGGAACUUGUUUUGCAAUGAAUAGGAUAGCUCAAGGAUUUGAUCAGUUAUAAGCAAUACUGAGCACACAAAUUGGAAGUGUACACCAUUUUGACAUUACUGCUUUUGGCAAACUUGCUUGUAAUAUAAGUUAUUACCCUUUCACUCUGACAACUUCAUUUGUUUGGUGUUUGCUGAUUUAUUACAAAUUUCAGUUUUGAUCUCUGCAAUGUAUGAUGUUUAUGACCACAACUGUAACUUAUUGUUGCUGAGGUCAUGUGAUGUGGUUCGGUUUUUAUAUUCAAGUAAUGAUAUAAACCAUGAGAGCAGGGCUGCUUUGCUUUGCUUUCAAAUGUUCAGACGCUGCUACAUUUCUUUUGUUUGUGUGGUUUUACUUUUCAAAUGAACCAAGACUGAGGACUGACAUCCUUUAACAUGUGUGCCUUUUUGUGGAAAUGUGUUAUUAAAGACAAUUAACACAUUAAA
This is a messenger RNA of Thrips palmi, 4243 nucleotides long. It is a transcript of the gene Alg12, whose product is annotated as probable Dol-P-Man:Man(7)GlcNAc(2)-PP-Dol alpha-1,6-mannosyltransferase. The transcript has 9 exons. Gene Ontology annotation, molecular function: alpha-1,6-mannosyltransferase activity. NCBI's taxonomy places the organism in Eukaryota, Metazoa, Arthropoda, Insecta, Thysanoptera, Thripidae. The record is from RefSeq and is a predicted model, not a curated record. Gene Ontology annotation, biological process: protein N-linked glycosylation. Gene Ontology annotation, cellular component: endoplasmic reticulum membrane. Bases 276 to 3524 code for a protein of 1082 amino acids.